GCUCAUUCCCCCUUAUUUCAACACUACCUGCUGUUGUAAAUAGUCUUACCUUGUCUUCCCUUGCUGUCCCAUGGCAGCCGCCCCAGCAGAGAGCUCCAGGAGCCAUGGGAAGGGGCUGGAGCAGAGCCAGAGCCACAGCAGCUCUGCCUUGGACUAUUCAGGAGACACCUUUGAGUCCUUCAGCGAGGAGGAGGAGAGUGAAGCCCCUGGAUGCUGGUGUUCCACAGAGGAUUUGGAGGGGGCAGCUGUGUCAGAGGCUUUGGAAAGCUCAGCAUCACUGGCAGGGCAAAGUGCUGCAGAGGAGGAGUCUGAAGCAGUGGAUCCUGCAGCUGUGGAAAGAGCUGCCAUAGGAAAAUGGAUUGAUACCAUGGGAAAGUGGAUUGAUCUGAAAAAUAAAGACACUGGGAUUAGGCCAGACAAAUCUGCCAUCACAACUCCUGCUGGAAUUUCUGGGCUCUCCCAGGCAGAGCUGGGGGCUCUGAGCCGUUUCUGCAGCAGCAGGAUCAGCAGCAUGCAGCAGCAGCAGGCACACAGGGGCAGGAGGCUGCACUGGGGAGCCCCAGCAAGGCAGACUGAGCCAGGACAGUCCUGUGCUGUUCCUGCCCAGCUGAUGAACAGGAUCCUGCUGGAAAACACCAGGGAGGCUCUGAAACAGGUGACAGAAGCUGAAGUCCAUGAGGUUUCAACCUGUCCUGGCUGCCAGCAGAAGGAAGCAGAGCUGGCCAAGGUUGCCUUUCUCAGGAAAAAGAAGACUCUGCUGGAAGGUGCUUUAAUCCAAGAGAAGCUGGAAGAACAGUUUUACUCCAGGGACAUGCUCACACUUCUAGGAGAAGCACUCAGAAGCUUUCCCAAACCUUCAGAGGAUCCCAGGGAUUUGUGGCAAAGGCUGAAGGGUCAGGAGUGGAAAGACUGAAUGGAUCAUAACUCCAGUGGGUGAAGAACUGGGAGAGCCUCCUGUGGGCAGUCAGCUCCAGAAUUCCAAUAAUUUUGGAUCUGAGCUGCUGUGGCAGUGAUGGAUUGGGUGCUGCUUUAAUAUUCCUGCAGGUGGAACCAGAUCUGCCUGGCUGGGCUGUGAGUCAACCUCUCCUCAAUGCAAAUGUUGCAGGAUAUUGUAAUCCAUCUCCAUGGGUUUCUCAAAUUCCAGAAGCCAGCAGUUUCCAUUAUUAAUCUGGCAAGGCAGAAGAAUUGUUUUUUGGGGGAUUGCUGUGGGAUUGCAGAGCAGCUCCCAGCUCCCUCCAUCCAUAAGGAAAAUAAAUGAUUCUGUUUGCCAGGGCAGGGAGGUGUAAUCACUGCAUCUCAGCUCAGGCUUUGCCCACUGCCUCAUGGUAAAUUGAAAGUGAGAGCCCCAGGUGGAAGACAAAAAGCAAAGUUAACUAUAAAAAGCAGUAAAAUGAAAUGAAGUAUUUAUAGAAGGGAAUUAAUGAGGUUGUAACAGAAAUUAAUCAGCAGGGCUGGGGGUGCCAAUGGGAUGAGAAAUGAUAAUAAAUUAAUCAUGGAAUCUAUAUAGGAUAGAGAAAAACAAGCAACAAAUGAAAACUGGGAGAAGAAUUGCAAGAAAAUACUUGGGAAUUUGUUGUAAUUUUUCAAGAUGAGGAAAUCACUGUUGUUCAAAGAUGAUCUGGGGUUCAGUACACAUCCAAAUAAAUGGAAUUAUGAUGGGAAUCUUUGGGUUAGACAGUGAAAUCAUCCUCACUGUGCCCUCCAAAGCCUGGUGCUGCUCUGUGGGCACCCCUGCAGCCCUUUGUGACCAAAGCUGACAGCAGGGGCUCAGGCCUGACUCUUCUCAGCCUCCCAUUUCCUGACUUCUCUGCAUUCCCAUCUCUGUGGAAACCUUGGAGGGACAUCCCUAUCUCUGAACCCACACUGUAUUUUUGUGCCAAAGCAGAGGGAAUUAAAUCCCCCUGUUGCAUUUUCU
This is a messenger RNA of Melozone crissalis (California towhee), 1915 nucleotides long. RefSeq names its product chromosome unknown C8orf48 homolog (gene CUNH8orf48). The transcript has 6 exons. The record is from RefSeq and is a predicted model, not a curated record. NCBI's taxonomy places the organism in Eukaryota, Metazoa, Chordata, Aves, Passeriformes, Passerellidae. Bases 71 to 913 code for a protein of 280 amino acids.